ACAAGUUUUGAGGAGUAACAAAUACACAAACAACAAAGAAGCCAAAGUAGGGUGAAAAGAAACAGAACAGAGAAAACAGAGAGAGAGAGAGAGAGAGAGAGAGGUUUGGUUGAAGAUAACAGAAAAGCGGCCAUUUUUUUCUUUUUAUUUUGAUUUCUUUAGUCCUUAAAGAUCAAAACUAACACAUACCCAGAAAUCUUACAACGCUGAUUUCGGAUUCUUUUAACUUUCUCGGGAAAUUUCUUCUUUUGAUUUUCUCUCAGAUAUUACAAGUCUUUUUAAAUGAAGUCUCGUCCUUCCUGAUUAGAGACCAAUUUCAUAGAACACGUCGUGUUGUCCUCGGAUCUUGAGGGAAAUGGAAAAGGAAUCCAAGAUUCAAAGAGGGCAUAACAACAAUAGAGCUACAGAGACUGACUUUGGGUUGCAAUGGGGGAACAGAAAGAGGCUUAGAUGUGUGAAAGUCAAAGACCAAAGCUUAGCCAACAAAUCGGACUGUUUGGGGAAGAAGAAAAUAACUUCUCGUGUCGAUCGCUGCGUGGUUGGCACCGCCGAGAAAGACUUGGUUUCUCCGCAGGCCCAUCGACUCAACAAGAACUCUGACUCGCCCUUGAAUAACCGAAAGGUGUUGAUGGCAUCACCAGAAAAGGAAGAUCGAUAUUACACAACAAGGGGUUCAUUGGGCUUUGAUGAUAAUGGGAAGGUGUUGAUGGAUCAUGUAAAGGAGGAUAAACCGCUUGUUUGGCCAAAGCUUUUUGUUACACUGUCUAGCAAAGAAAAGGAGGAGGAUUUUAUGGCUAUGAAAGGGUGUAAGCUUCCUCAGAGGCCCAAGAAGAGGGCUAAGCUGAUACAAAGAAGCUUACUCUUGGUCAGUCCCGGUGCAUGGCUGUCGGAUCUGUGCCAAGAGAGGUACGAAGUGAGGGAGAAAAAGGCUUCAAAGAAGAGACCCAGAGGAUUGAAGGCGAUGGGAAGUAUGGAUAGUGAUUCAGAAUGAGAAAUUUAAAUGGAUACAGAGGCUGGCAGGGAAUUUAAUUUUUGUGGUAGUUGAGAAGUGGAGGGAGAGCAGAAAAAGGGGUGGUGGGGUUAAAAGCAAGAAAAGAAAAAAAAAAAAAAAAAGAAAGAAAAUCAAUGAUGAAGAGGAUCUCUGUCUUAUAUUGUUGUUGUUGUUCUUCUUCUUCUUCUUUUUGUAGAAAUUGCUCUGCCAGUUUUACUUUCCCGAAAUAAUUUUCUCACUUCUUUUCUUGGCAUGGACUUGUUCCUUGUCCUUCAAUGAUUCUUUUUGUCUACU
Molecule: messenger RNA, 1285 nt
Organism: Corylus avellana
Lineage: Eukaryota; Viridiplantae; Streptophyta; Magnoliopsida; Fagales; Betulaceae
Source: RefSeq, a predicted model, not a curated record